Messenger RNA from Varanus komodoensis (Komodo dragon), 1215 nucleotides. It is a transcript of the gene STARD10, whose product is annotated as StAR related lipid transfer domain containing 10. Gene Ontology annotation, molecular function: lipid binding. Lineage: Eukaryota; Metazoa; Chordata; Lepidosauria; Squamata; Varanidae. The transcript is spliced from 7 exons. The coding region runs from base 1 to 1146 and encodes 381 amino acids. The record is from RefSeq and is a predicted model, not a curated record.
AUGCCCCUGCAGGUCACCCUGCCCAGCCCGGGACAGGCAUGGGGUGGGGGCCAGGUGGCCAGGGACCCGCUGUGGGUGGCCUUCACGGUGGCGCCUCUGCCCGGCUCGGCGCGCGGAGGAAGCCUCCGGGAAGGACGCCCGGGAGCCGAGGAGGAGCACCCCGUCCGGCCGCCCCCCCCCCGCGCCGCCCCCGGCCCUUGCGCGCGCUCCGGCGCCCCGCGCGGCGAGCAGCCCGGCCUGCCGAGUCCGCGGCCGCAGCGCGCAGGAGGCGCGCCCGCUUCCCGGCCGAGCCUUCGCGGGGUCGGGCUCCCGGCUGCGCGUCCCCGCGCCGCGAUGGCCACCCGGGAGAGCGUGCAGAUCCCGGACGACCGCGAUUUCGACCACUUCCGCGCGGAAUGCAACUCCGAGGACGGCUGGAGCCUCACCUAUAACAAAUCCGGGAUCGUCGUGUGGAUCCAGAUCCUGGAGAUGGAGAAGUCGCUGCACAAGAUCAAGUGCAGGAUGGACUGCAAGGACGUCGCAGCGGAAACCCUGUACGACGUGCUGCACGACAUCGAGUACAGGAGGAAGUGGGACACGAACGUCAUCGAGACCUUCGACAUCGGCAAGCUGACGGUCAACGCCGACGUGGGAUACUAUUCCUGGAAGUGCCCGAAGCCCCUGAAGAACCGCGACGUCAUCACGCUGCGCUCGUGGCUGCCCAUGGGUGACGACUACAUCAUCAUGAACUACUCCGUCAAGCACCCGAAAUACCCUCCCCGGAAGGACAUGGUGAGAGCGGUCUCCAUCCAAACUGGCUACCUCGUCCAGGGCAAAGGAGCCAAGAACUGCACCCUCACUUACCUGGCUCAAGUGGACCCCAAAGGUUCGUUGCCAAAGUGGGUGGUGAACAAGUCCUCGCAGCUCCUGGCUCCAAAGGCGAUGAGGAAGAUGUACAAGGCGUGCGUCAAGUACCCCGACUGGAAGCUGAAGCACAGCCCGCACCACAAGCCGUGGCUGUUCCCCGAGCAGAACACGCUGGCGCCCGUGGCCCUCGCGGACCUGGCCAUCCAGCACGCCGACUCCCUGGAGAACAUCGACGAGAGCGCCCUCUCCGAGACCAAGGACGACCGGGGCGACGGCAGCGACGAGGACAGCCUCAACUGAGGGGCCGCCCCCCGGCCGGCCGGCCCACCGCCCCCACUACAUGCACCCGCCUGGGCUUUUUGUCUGUGU